AUGCACUGGGGGACCAGCACCACUAACGCUCUCUCUUCUCUCUCUCCUCCCGGCUUCUCCUUCUCUUGCACCCGCCCCGUCUUCCCGCCCGUCUCCACGGCAGCCUAUGUCUCCGACGAGCUAAAGGCUGCUGCCCUGGUGGAGGAAGAGCUAGACCCAGAGGAGAGCAGGGCGGAUGGGGAGCCCUCGGCCAAGUACGCCUGCCCGGAGAAGGAGCCCAGCAAGGCCUGCGCCAGCUACCAGGACUCGCCGGCCGUGGAGUUCUCCAGCCACGACCUGGACAGCGAGUCGCACAUCAGUGAGGCCAGUGACCGCAUGGCCGACUUUGAAAGCGGCUCCGUCAAGAAUGAGGAGGAGACCAAGGAGGGGGCGGGGGCGCCGGAGGACGCGCCCGUGCCGGACAGCCUGGAGCAGAUGAAGGCCGUGUACAACAACUUCCUGUCCAACUCCUACUGGUCCAACCUCAGCCUCAACCUGCACCCGCCGCCCUCGGAGCGGCCCCCCGGCAGCAGCAGCAGCAGCAGCAGCAGCAGCAGCUGCGGCAGCGGCAGCUUUGACUGGCACCAGAGCGCCGUGGCCAAGACGCUGCAGCAGGCGGCGCAGAGCCGCGCCCUGCCCGAGCCCAGCCUCUUCAGCACGGUGCAGCUGUACCGGCAGAGCAGCAAGCUCUACGGCUCCAUCUUCACGGGCGCCAGCAAGUUCCGCUGCCGGGACUGCAGCGCCGCCUACGACACGCUGGUGGAGCUGACGGUGCACAUGAACGAGACGGGCCACUACCGCGACGACAACCACGAGGCAGACGGCAGCAACCCCCGGCGCUGGUCCAAGCCGCGCAAACGCUCGCUGCUGGAGAUGGAGGGGAAGGAGGACGCCCAGAAGGUGCUCAAGUGCAUGUACUGUGGCCACUCGUUUGAGUCCCUGCAGGACCUGAGCGUCCACAUGAUCAAAACGAAACACUACCAGAAAGUGCCUCUGAAGGAGCCCGUCACGCCUGUUGCGGCCAAAAUCAUCCCAGCCGCUCGGAAGAAAGCUCCCCUGGAGCUGGAGCUGCCCAGCUCCCCAGACUCCACCGGCGGGACCCCCAAGGCUGCACUGGCGGACGCAGGCGAUGGGCUGCAGAAGAGCGCCAGCCCCUACAUCACGCCCAACAACCGCUACGGCCACCAGAACGGGGCCAGCUACGCCUGGCACUUUGAGGCCCGCAAGUCCCAGAUCCUCAAGUGCAUGGAGUGCGGCAGCUCCCAUGACUCCCUGCAGGAGCUCACCGCCCACAUGAUGGUCACCGGCCACUUCAUCAAGGUCACGAACUCGGCCAUGAAGAAGGGGAAGCCCAUCAUGGAGACGCCCGUCACGCCUGCCAUCACGACCCUGCUUGACGAGAAGGUGCAGUCCGUGCCCCUGGCCGCCACCACCUUCACCUCCCCCUCCCACACUCCGGCAAGCGUCUCCCCCAAGCUGACCGUGGAGGUCAGGAAGGACGCCGACAAGGAGAAAGUGGCCCCCGACGAGAAACCCAAGGAGGAGGAGAAGCCCUGCGGAGAGGAAGAGAAGUAUGACGUCUCCUCUAAGUACCACUAUUUGACUGAAAAUGACCUGGAGGAGAGUCCCAAGGGGGGCCUAGACAUCCUGAAGUCCCUCGAGAACACUGUGACGUCCGCCAUCAACAAGGCCCAGAACGGCACCCCCAGCUGGGGCGGCUACCCCAGCAUCCACGCCGCCUACCAGCUCCCCAACAUGAUGAAGCUGUCCUUGGGUUCCUCAGGGAAGAGCGUGCCUCUGAAACCCGUGUUUGGCAACAGUGAAAUCUUGUCCCCAACAAAGAGCCAGACCCUGGUCUCCCCACCCAGCAGCCAGACCUCGCCCAUGCCCAAGACAAACUUCCAUGCCAUGGAGGAGCUGGUGAAAAAAGUCACCGAGAAAGUGGCCAAGGUCGAGGAGACGAUGAAGGAGCCGGAGGGCAAGCUCUCUCCGCCCAAGCGGGCCAGCCCGUCCCCCUGCAGCAGCGACGCCAGUGAGCCCGUCGCGAUGGAAGCUCCGGGCGACGGGGGCUCCCGCAGCCAGGACCACAGCCCCAGCCCCCCGCGGGACGGCGGCAAGGAGGGGAGCCCCCUGGCAGAGCCUGUGGAGAACGGCCCGGAGCUGGGCAAGCCCGUGUCCAGCUGCCUGAGCAGCAGCACGGCCAUCAUCACCGACCACCCGCCCGAGCAGCCCUUCGUGAACCCCCUGAGCGCCCUCCAGUCGGUCAUGAACAUCCACCUGGGCAAGGCCGCCAAGCCCUCCCUGCCCGCCCUGGACCCCAUGAGCAUGCUCUUCAAGAUGAGCAACAGCCUGGCCGAGAAGGCGGCCGUGGCCACCCCGCCGCCCCUGCCGUCCAAGAAGGCGGACCCCCUGGACCGCUAUUUCUACCAUGCCAGCAACGACCAGCCCAUAGACCUGACGAAGGGGAAGAGUGACAGAGGCUGCUCGCUGGGCUCCGUGCUCUCGUCACCCACGCCCACAUCCCCGGCAACCUCCUCGUCCACGGCGACGGCGGCGAAGACGUCUGCCGUGGUGUCGUUCAUGUCGAGCUCCCCGCUGCGCGAGAACGCCCUGUCAGACAUAUCCGACAUGCUGAAGAACCUGACAGAGAGCCACGCGUCCAAGUCCUCCACCCCUUCCAGCGUCUCCGAGAAGUCUGACAUCGACGGGGCCACCCUGGAGGAGGCCGAGGAGGCGACGCCCGCUCAGAAGAGGAAGGGCCGCCAGUCCAACUGGAACCCCCAGCACCUGCUCAUCCUGCAGGCCCAGUUCGCCGCCAGCCUCCGGCAGACCCCGGAGGGCAAGUUCAUCAUGUCGGACCUGAGCCCCCAGGAGCGCAUGCACAUCUCCAGGUUCACCGGGCUCUCCAUGACCACCAUCAGCCACUGGCUGGCCAACGUCAAGUACCAGCUGCGAAGGACAGGGGGGACCAAGUUCCUCAAAAACUUGGACACGGGCCACCCUGUGUUCUUCUGUAACGACUGCGCAUCGCAAAUCAGGACUCCCUCCACGUACAUCAGCCACCUGGAGUCUCACCUGGGUUUCCGGCUCCGGGACUUGUCCAAACUGUCCAGUGAACAGCUUAACAGUCAAAUAGCACAAACCAAGUCACCAUCAGAAAAGCUGAUGACGUCCUCCCCCGAGGAGGACCUGGGCACCUCCUACCAGUGCAAGCUGUGCAACCGGACCUUUGCGAGCAAGCACGCGGUCAAACUUCACCUCAGCAAAACCCACGGGAAGUCCCCGGAGGACCACCUUCUGUACGUGUCUGAGCUGGAGAAGCAGUAGCAUUUGCUUCUGAGGGGACACUGGUCUGCUUUGAGGGAGCCGGAGCCGGAGCCGGAGCCGGAGGCCCUGCCUGACGCGCACAGGCUCUCGCCUUCCCGCGGAGCGCCCUCGGGCUGGAUUGUUUUGUACGACUGUACAGUGUGGAUAGAGGUGCGUAAUCAGCUGUUGUUACUGGUAACCAUGAAGGUCGAACGCAGUGCUAAGUGUUUGGAACUCCGUGUAAGUGGGAUUCAGUGGCGAGCGCCGACGCUCCGAGCUGCAUGCAUUAACAGACCGUUGAAUUAAGCAUUUAUAGGAGCCUGCGCACCCUCCCCGUGGCUGGAGUGCGCUGGCAUUCCUCACCCCUUCAUCUUUACCCUCUGAGUACUUUGAAGCACUUUUGCAUUCAUUUGGUUAAAAAAUAAAAUAAAAUGAUAAUAAUGUAUGAAGCUCUGUUUUUUAAACUCCUUACCAGCUUCGUUAUAAUUAAUAAUAUGAACCUCCGUUUAUGCAGGUCUGCAGGGGUAUAACACGCCUUGAAAUUUAAAAGAAUAUUAUUUUCACAUUGAAACAUAGAUGUAUAUAUUGUAUAGAUUUCAGACUCUCUUAUGAAGAAUGUGAUUGUGGUUAAAUGACCUUUCCUGCAUUUAUAGCAACGGUGUUUUAUGUCCCUGCCAUGCUCUGGGCAUAUGUCGUGCCUGUGUAUAGUGUAUAUUUCUGUUUCCUUUUUUAAGGUCUAUGGGUUUUGUUUUUACAUGCAAACACUGUAAUUAUGCAGAGGAUACCACAGAUAGCAUUUAUAAAGUAUGCAGAAACAUUAUCUGGAAGCAAAGUCUGACUGUUUGUUCUGCUCUACAGUACAUCUGUAUUGGCAGAGGCUCCCGUUUAAAUUAAGCAUAUUUAUUAGCCCCGUGUCACCAUUUGUUCUGAGUGGUCUGAGUGAACGCGGCCGGGCGCGGCCUCCACGGCAGGCAGCUCGUAACUACUUUGCACAUUGUUUUUAAAAGUAUUUAUUAGAAAUCAAAGAACGCGCAAAAUAAACUCAGUGCUCAAAGGGUUAAGUCUAUCUGAAAAGGAAGAAAAAGAGAGGACUUGUACUGUAUUUCCUAAACGUUGAUAAGCCUUUAAAGUGUUUGCACUGUAACACUUGGCUGAGCCCCGGGAUCUGGGACUGACCUCCCCGUCUCCAGCCCUUCGGCUGCCGGGCCGUUGGCUGGGAGCCUUUUUGUCUCAAACGGUAACUUUCUGUUUUCUUGUCCCGAUUAUUUUCCCAAGAUCCCACACUGCAGCUCUGUCUUCAGGCCCUGAAAGGUAACCCGUGGUUACCGCUCUGCAAGUGAUCCUGUUCCUCCCCGUUUUUGGCACUUAAUUUGCAGGAGUAACUGACAGCUGACACCCUAUGAGAACCUGUGUAUAAAUAUCGGCAUGUAAACAGCACAGACACUGUACCACCGUGUGCCCUGUUUAGUUGUUGACAACGAACCACCAUUAUGUGACUCUUCAUAUAACCCUUUUUCUACGGCAGCAUUAAAAUCGUCUUUUUGCUAUAA
Molecule: messenger RNA, 4835 nt
Organism: Miniopterus natalensis
Lineage: Eukaryota; Metazoa; Chordata; Mammalia; Chiroptera; Miniopteridae
Gene: TSHZ3
Product: teashirt zinc finger homeobox 3
Biological process (GO): regulation of transcription by RNA polymerase II
Cellular component (GO): nucleus
Molecular function (GO): DNA-binding transcription factor activity, RNA polymerase II-specific; DNA binding
Source: RefSeq, a predicted model, not a curated record